Acaulospora morrowiae is the source of this 831-nucleotide messenger RNA. The record is from the annotation of a GenBank genome assembly. NCBI's taxonomy places the organism in Eukaryota, Fungi, Glomeromycota, Glomeromycetes, Diversisporales, Acaulosporaceae.
AUGAGCGGUCUAGCAAGUCCAAAUAAUCAACGAAAGCAAAGUAACGCUUCCGGUCACAGCGUUGACCUGUCUGAACAGUCAACUCCCAGAGGAACCAAACGAGACCUCGAGGAUGACGAAGAUUGCGAAUCUGGCGAAGACGAUACCGGAAGUAAGAAUGAAAAGCGCGCGGGCCGUCGUAAGAUAAAGAUUGAAUAUAUCGAUGAUAAAAGCAGGCGGCACAUCACCUUCAGCAAACGAAAGGCCGGUAUAAUGAAGAAGGAGCCUAAAGCGGCAUAUGAACUCAGUACCCUGACGGGCACUCAAGUUUUGCUUCUAGUCGUAUCAGAGACGGGUCUCGUGUACACGUUUACAACCCCCAAGCUUCAACCGCUCGUGACCAAACCUGAAGGAAAGAAUUUGAUUCAAGCAUGUUUGAAUGCACCCGAUACUCCCACAGGCCAGGAUUCACCCGCCACGACACGCACAUCGCAGAAUGCUCCCGUCUACGGAAAUGACAAUUCCGCCCCUGUAGACAACAGUAACAACGAUGUCUACGAUAGCGACCGAAAGCCGCAAACUCCAGGAGGACAAAUCUCUCAGAGUCAACCUUCCUACCUUGGCUUAGCUCCUUACAAUCAAUACGGUGGGAUCCCCAGUAAUAUGGCCUUAGGGACCGGAGGAAUCGCUCCACCUUACAUGUCCGCGGGAUAUCAAUACAACCAGUCGCACUUGAAUCAAUAUACGCCGAAUAGCUACAUGCAACCGGCCGGGUAUUGGCCAUCCUCUAACGCUGCCUCAAAUGGGAACAAGGUGCCCCAGUAUCCAAAUCAAUCUCCUGAAAAGAAGUAA